Molecule: messenger RNA, 1686 nt
Organism: Penaeus indicus
Lineage: Eukaryota; Metazoa; Arthropoda; Malacostraca; Decapoda; Penaeidae
Product: lipase lipl-1-like
Exons: 10
Coding region: 99-1259 (386 amino acids)
Biological process (GO): lipid metabolic process
Molecular function (GO): hydrolase activity, acting on ester bonds
Source: RefSeq, a predicted model, not a curated record
UAAGGCCACCCCCCGUAUCUUCGCUUCGUGGGAAACGCCUCAGAUAAAAGUGCCUGCCCCGCGGUGGUGAAUUUUACUUCAUCAGGCUACUUAGCAGUAUGAAGACCACAACAACAGCGUGGGUGGUGAUCCUGGGCAUCGCGGGCGUGAUGUGUGCCCCGCCCGCAUCCGUGGUUAAUGAAGUCAAGGCAAGGCUGCAGGCGAAGUACCGCAGCGGUGACUUCAGCAGAUCAGACCACUGGGGCGUUAACAUGACUACACCCGAGUUAAUAGAAGCCUUUGGAUACCCAGUGGAGACACACCACCUCACCACCGAGGACGGAUACAUUCUGGAGAUGCACAGAAUCCCCCACGGCAUCUCAGGCCCUUCGGAAAGCCGGCCGGUGGCGUUCCUGGAGCACUGCCUCCUCUGCUCGUCAGCUGACUACAUCAUGAACGUGCCUGAGAAAGCGCUGGAAAACCACUUGCUGACCCACGCAAUUAAGGAUACGUCUAAUACCAGUUUUUCAACUUCUAAGAAUUAUCCUUUCAUCCUGACCGGAGCUGAAGCCGUUUACUAUGCUGGCUGGAGCAUGGGCACGACCGUCUUCUGGGCCAUGAUGAGUGAAAAGCCGGAAUACAACCAGAAGGUUAAAGCCAUGGCUGCUAUGGCUCCUGUUGCCUUUAUGGACCAUGCUGAAGGACCUAUUAUGUCGCUGGCUCCUUACUCUGAUGAUAUAGACUUCAUCGCCACACUCCUCGGCGUCGGAGAGUUCCUGCCCAGUUCCGAGCUGCUCGAUCACUUCGUCGAGACCUUCUGCGACGUGGAGGCUGCCACUGCUGAGGUCUGUUAUAACUUCCUCUUCCUCCUUGCCGGUCCAGAUCCUGACGAAAUUCCCAAGGACUUUCUCCCCAUAAUCCUGGCUCACACACCUGCCGGGGCGUCUGUUCACACCGUUAAUCAUUACGCACAGCUGGUCAUGUCAGGCGUCUUCAGCAAAUACGACUACGGUCUCAUAGGCAACCUGAACCACUACGGACAGAACACACCGCCGCUUUUCAACCUAAGCAAAGUCACUGCUCCCGUUGGCUUGUUCUGGGGCGCGACGGACUGGCUGGCUGAUCCCACGGACGUGGCGAGGCUCGCUGAAGGUCUUCCCAAUCUCGCCCUUAAUCACAAGGUGGAUAAGGAGGAGUUCAACCAUCUAGACUUCGGCUGGGGCAUCCACGCCGACGAACUGGUCUACCGCCACAUCCUCGAUUUCUUCGCAAACUACUGAUUAAGAAGAAGAAAAAAAAAACUCUCCCAAAAUAAAGAAAAACAACAACAACAACAACUGAAAAUCCAACUACAUCUCUUUCCUCUGCAAAAGUGUAGAAAACUGAUAUGAUUAAUGCAACAAAAUCGGGCCAUAUUGCAAUUUACUUAGAAACUUGAACGUAUGAGCAAAACCCUUGUAGUUGGGGAAAGUUUUGCUAAGUUCUCUCGGGUUCAAAGUUGCUCAAGGGCCGGAGAGUCUGCACAGAAUAUUUGAGGACCUGAGUGAGGAGAGAAUUUUCUUUCUUUCUUUCUUUCUUUCUUUCUUUCAUUCCUUCGUAUUGGAAAGUAAGAAAGUGUGAAAAUGUGUCAGGUCAUUAUCAACAGAACUUUUCUUAGAUUUCUUGUCUUACUUAAAAAAAGAGAAAAAGGAAAGAGAGAGAGAGAGA